GAGACAGACUCUUUUUAAAAUUUCAGUAGGCAUCAUACUGAUCCAAUUCUAGUGUAAUAAUCGCUAGCAUUGCGGAGAGAAUGAUCACCUCGAGUCAUUUUUACUCAUGGAUUAGGAUUACACAAGUUUUCUCCGUCAUUCCCAGUGUGUUUCAGUCAAGUAUGCGAGAACUAGAUAAGGGAGAAAGAGAAACAUUGAGGCUUUUGAUCAUUAUUGGCGAAUAAGUUUCGUUUUUUCACAUUGAUAAAAAAAAAAAAAAAAAAAAAAGAGAAAAAGGAAGCUUGGAUGCUGAUGAAUGGAACAAGUAUGCUCUAGAAGCCAAUUGAGAAUGGGAUCUUAGCUGUAAAGCUGAAACCUGAGACUUUUGCUUUCAGAUUGAUUUAUUGGCCAGUGAGCUCUUGUAGUGUUUCUUCAUGAUUUUGUUUUUUUUUAAAUCAGUCUCCUUGUGGUGAAUUUUCAUAAUUCAUAGUCAUAACUGUCUUUGCUUUUUGAUUCAUAACUAGGGAUACUUCAUGUUUACAAUAUCUUCUUCGUUAAGAAGAUGAAAACUACUCUGCUUUUUCUGGUCGACGUUUGCAAAUUUAUUAGUUCUGCUAACCGUAUUAAACCGAACCGGACUGUUCCCACACAAAAGUCCAGCAACUCCGUUGUUUGGAUGACCAGAGAUCACCACUGGAUCUGUCGUUGACCCAAUCUUUGCGGCGAGGAAGAGUCUUCUCUAGUAAUCUAGUGGCUUUUCCCGUUAAGGUGAUGAAGAGUCUUCUCUAGUAAUCUUCACUAUGGGAAGGUCGAAGCUUGGAUCGUCGAACAAAAAGAAGAAGAAUAAGAAGAAGAAGAGUAAGGUGGGAAGAGAAAAGGACCAAACUUUCUCAGACCUUCCUUCUGAUCUCUUAAAACUGGUAAUUUCUCUUCUUCCUUUGAAAGACAACAUCCUUGCUUCCGCUGUCUGCAAAUCAUGGCACAAAGUUUGUGUUUCUCUUCGAGCGGUUGAUACCUCUCCUUGGCUUAUCUACUUUCCCAAAACAGACGAAUCCUAUGAACUUUAUGACCCAUCAAUGGAGAAAACUCACAGUCUUCAGUUUCCUGAGUUAUCAGGUUUUCGGGUUUGUUCCUCCAAAGAUGGUUGGUUACUCAUGUACAAUGCCAAUACUUAUCAGCUCUUUUUCUUCAAUCCGUUUACUCGAAAUUGCAUACCUGUGCCUCCGCUUUGGAUGGCAUAUGAUCAAAGAAUGGCUUUCUCUUGUGAUCCUACAUCAACUAAUUGUGUCUUGUUCACAGUCAGCUAUGUCACUUGGAGUUACAUCACCAUCAAGACAUGUUGUGCUUAUGCCACAGAGUGGAACACAUUUGUGUUCAAGAAUCGGCUGCCACGAAACUUCAACAUUUUCGAGCAGAUUGUCUUCUCCAAUGGCGCCUUCUACUGCCUCACUAAUACAGGAUGUUUAUCGCUCUUCGACCCGUCUUUGAAUUCUUGGAAUAUUCUUCCCGGGCGACCUUCGAAACGUCCGGGAAGCAACAGAUGCUUUAUGACAGAACACCAGGGAGAGAUCUUUCUCAUUUACAUGUACAGACACAUGAACCCAACCUUGCUUAAACUUGACAUUACAAGCUCUACAUGGACUGAGAGGAAAACACUGGGAGGCUUGACAAUCUACGCAAGCGCCUUGUCUUCUGAAUCGAGAGCCGAGCAGCAGAAGCCGAGUGGAAUUAGAAACUGUUUGUGUCUCUCUGUGUUCCAUGGAUUCAAGAGGACUUGCAUAUCUUACAAGGUUGAUGAAGAGAGUAAGAUUUGCUUGAAAUGGAAAAACCAUGAUCCGUAUGAGAAUAUCUGGAUCAUGCCACCUCAAAAUCUCCUUGAUCUCCCUUUGUUUGAUCAACAUCUCUAGCACAGUUAUAGAAUUCUUUUUUCAUAUUUGUUCAAAUACAUGUACAGUAUAUUUGGACACAUGCUGAUCAUAGGAAAGGGAAAUUCUCAGAAUCUGGUAAUAUGGUGAAGCAAUGGUAACAGUUGUCAUCUCACACUCAUAAGCUGAUUAACAAUGUUGCGUCCUAAUUGAAACAAAAAAAUAAAAUAAAAUAAAAUCAAACAAACAAACCAAACAAAUAGAAAUGCCAACCAUAUCAAACUGAUGAUCAAGCAAAAGAAGGAAAGAAAAAGAAAAAA
Messenger RNA from Capsella rubella, 2164 nucleotides. Its product is annotated as F-box protein At3g56470. Gene Ontology annotation, molecular function: protein binding. Bases 780 to 1886 code for a protein of 368 amino acids. The transcript is spliced from 2 exons. The record is from RefSeq and is a predicted model, not a curated record. NCBI's taxonomy places the organism in Eukaryota, Viridiplantae, Streptophyta, Magnoliopsida, Brassicales, Brassicaceae.